This is a messenger RNA of Drosophila eugracilis, 1573 nucleotides long. RefSeq lists its product as uncharacterized. NCBI's taxonomy places the organism in Eukaryota, Metazoa, Arthropoda, Insecta, Diptera, Drosophilidae. The record is from RefSeq and is a predicted model, not a curated record.
AAACUUUCUGGCCAGCUAGUCAGCGGGCCGGAGGGAAGCGGAGGGCUCCACUUACAAUUAACGGCCAAGUUGCAGAACGCUUCUGUUUCUGUUUGGGCCAACAUCGCGAUACUUGGCUGACAGUUGCCGUAUGGACAACGCUUCGACCGCAAGUUGGGAAAAUGUCGACUAGGAAAAAGUGGAGCUACAUUGCCAGCAAAAAGGAAAAUUCCCCAAUAGGUAAUUGUUGGCUGAAAAUCCUGAUGUUUCUCCUCGUGGCCAACUUAGCAAACGCUUUGAAGGCCGGGGAAUCCAUCCAGUUGGCAACGGGCAGCCCAUCACUGAACAUAAACAAUGCGGACAGCAGCCUGGAGCAGCUCAUCGAGAUGCGGCUGAAUGAAUCUCAGUCCUCAUCCGUCCAGAACAGUCAGUCGCAGGAGCUGUUGUCCCGGAAACGACGCUAUUUGGUAUUUCCGGAGGGCAGCUCCUUUCAGAUGGUGUACGAUGAGAUUGUGGGAGUGGUGGACCAUACAAACUACUUGAUUCUGGGCAUUACGGUGGCUUUGGCCUGGGAGUUGCCCAGCAAGCCGCCCAGCGAGGAGUUGGACGAUUUGCUGACCAAGUUAGAGGACGGAACCAUAGACAUCAGUCGCAACGACACCGUGUCGAACAUAACCUAUGUGGAUGAUGCCUCAGAACCCACGACGACCAAGCCCCCAGACUACAAGCCCAACUACAUCAACUUGUCGAGUUACGGCUCUUCGAGUGGCAGCAACUCCUACUACAGCUCGUCUCCUGUUUUCCGUUUUCCAAUGCAUCCGUCGCAUCAAUAUGCGGACAGUUAUUACUCCCGUCCGAAGGGUGGAAGACGAAAGGAUAACCACUACUACUAUAACCAUCCGGGGGUCAGUUCCAACAAUCCGUUUAGUAGGUGGACGAGGCCCUCUACAUCCGCCCACAAAUCACGAUAUCCUUACUGGGCUCUCAACUCCAGAAUUAAAGAUCGCUACUACGGAUACAAGAGUCAGCAGUCAGCACCGCCACCAGCGCAAAGGCGACAGGACAGCAGCACCACUACCACCACCACCAAUCGACCCACUCGGCGACCGGCUCCUCGUCACCAUCGCAUAUAUCCGGUGUUUGGAAAGCGUAGCAUUCCGGAUGCAGCCAAUCCGCAUAAACGUCAGCGACGCAGCGGAGUGGCCACCGAGCACGAGGACAAAAUAAGUCGCCUGGAGCAACUUCAGAUCAAGCAUCACCGUAGAAGUAGACAGUCGUUGUACGAGAGAGUCGAGAAAUAUCUGGAUAAGCGAGGUCACCAUGGCCACCAUUGCGUAUUGCGUACUCUCUGCGAAACGGGACAGAAAUCUGAGGAGGAGGAGCCUGGUACUUUUGUAGGCGAACUGAUGCGUGCGGUGUUCACAAUUCCGGAAGCCCUGGACAACGAACCGGUUGCCUAUCGCGACACCCACUAUGACAAGGCACACGCUUCCAAGCAGGACUGUGCCUCCCUCUACCCGGAGUGCAAACAGUCCAUGUGGCAGGCCCAGUUCAUACAAUAAAAACCCAUUCCCCAAGUCCUCUUGAAGUUUGU